GUCCGCGAUACGACAGCGCUACACGUAUAUAUAUAUAUUUUAAAGCAAUUUUAAAUUCAGUCAAGGACAACAAGUUCAAGUGGAUAAAAUCUGUGCUCGCGCCAGUUUUUUUUUUAAUUUAGAGAGUGCCAGUACUUUUGAAAGUGCAACCUCUUUGAUGUUUGCUUUUUAUGUUUAUAAUCUGUGCCUCUAGUGAUGUGCAUAUGUAUGUGUCGUUGCGGAUUUUCUAUCGAUUUGUUCCGGUUCGUGGAAAUACGAGCGUCGACUUCAUUUAUUUAAUAAUACUUCAGUAUUAGUAGUUUAAACUAAUCUAAUGGCGACUACUGGUAUCUUGAAGAAUACGACAAGAGAAGAGAAUGUACCACUUCAGAAGAGACACUCUAUUAUAUCUGGGAAAAGUGAUUUCUGGUCAUCUUCUGACGAGGAAGAAGGAGUACAGCCUCAUGAGAAGGCGAUUGCUGCCGGCCAACCCAACCCGCCUUACUGCGUUCGUAAUGUUGAACAGCACGCCUUCGGUAGGAGAGAGAUAGAGAUAGCGGAACAAGAGAUGCCCGGCAUCAUGGCGUUGAGAGCACGCGCUAAAGAUGACAAGCCUCUUAAAGACGCGAAGAUAGUGGGAUGCACACAUAUAAAUGCACAGACAGCGGUGCUGAUAGAGACGUUGACGGCGCUGGGCGCGACUGUCCGCUGGGCGGCUUGUAACAUAUACAGCACGCAGAACGAGGUGGCGGCGGCGCUUGCACAUGCUGGUUUUGCGAUAUUCGCAUGGCGUGGUCAAAGUGAGGAGGCGUUCUGGUGGUGCAUCGACCAGUGCUGUACGCCCACCCCCACCUGGCAGCCCAACAUGAUUCUUGAUGAUGGAGGAGAUGCGACGCAUCUCAUGCUCAAGAAACACGCGCCAGCUUUCAAACAGAUCAAAGGUAUAGUGGAGGAGAGUGUGACCGGCGUGCACCGGCUGUACCAGCUGAGCAAGGCGGGCAAGUUGUGUGUGCCCGCCAUGAACGUCAACGAUUCCGUCACCAAGACUAAGUUUGACAACCUCUAUUCUUGCAGGGAGAGUAUAAUAGACGCAUUAAAGCGUAGCACGGACCUAAUGUUCGGCGGCAAGCAGUCGGUAGUGUGCGGGUACGGGGAAGUCGGCAAGGGAUGCUGCCAGGCACUUAAAGCACUAGGAUGCGUGGUAUACGUGACAGAAAUCGACCCUAUCUGUGCUCUGCAAGCGGCAAUGGACGGCUUUAGAGUUGUGAAGCUAACAGAGGUGAUAAGGCAGGUGGACAUCGUGAUAACGGCGACUGGCAACAAGGGCGUGGUGACGCGCGACCACAUGGAGCGCAUGAAGAACGGCUGCGUCGUCUGCAACAUGGGGCACAGCAACACCGAGGUGGAUGUGCACGCGCUGCGCACACCGGACCUGCUGUGGGAGCGCGUGCGAAGCCAGGUGGACCACAUAAUCUGGCCUAACGGCAAGCGUAUAGUGCUGCUAGCCGAGGGCAGAUUGGCCAACUUGUGCUGUUCUUCGUUACCGUCCUUCGUGGUAUCGGUGACGGCGGCAACACAGGCACUAGCCCUUAUAGAGUUGUACAAUGCGCCGCAACAUAGGUAUAAGGCGGACGUAUACUUGUUGCCGAAGAAAAUGGACGAAUACGUAGCGAGUCUGCAUUUACCGACCUUUGACGCACAUUUGACGGAGCUGACGGACGAGCAGGCGAAGUACUUAGGGCUGAAUAAGGUGGGACCCUUCAAGCCCAACUACUACAGGUACUAGCAGAGAUGUACGCGCUAUAAACGCCGAGCGAAGAAAUAGGGCAUUGUAAUUGAUAAUUGGGGAUUGUAAUUUAUUGUUUGUUUUGUCAAGAUUGUGGAUGGAUGGAUGGAGGUAAUGAAGUUAUGGAUUGAGUGUAUAUGUGUUUGUGAAUUCAGAUAUGAUUGGUAGAUAUGUAUGAGAGAUUUUUAAUAGUCAAAGUCAAGACAAUUUUGUCAAUACUUGAACAGUACUAAUCUGCAAUUUUAACGCAGUGCCCUUUUUUUUUGCCGCUAAGUGUACACGCAGGUGUGAAAUUAAAUAAAAAAAAGUAUUUUAAAAAUCAGUUCCUUACGAAUUGACGCCAUGGAAUCGAUUAAAUAUUAAGACUGUCGAUAAUAGUGAUGUGUUUAGUUGCAGUAGAUUACGAUGAUCGAUAUUUGUUGAAAUCGAUUGGUUUUCCAGAUUAGAUAUAAAUUUACCCAAAUUAGUUGACCAUAAAACAUAAAUUAUAUAAAUGUAAUUAUUAAAAAUUUAUUUGUGUAUAAAUAACAUAUAAUAUUUUUAUUUAUAAUAUAUCUUUAAAUAACUGUAAUAUGUAAUCUUAUAUAAUUUAUAACACGGUUAAAACUCACAUAGGAACUUUCAGUGUAGGCACCGAACAGUUUCAGACCCGUCGGGGGUCCAUCUUCUAGUGACCGUCGCGACGCGAUAGCGAAUGAAGCCGCUAACCUGAAGGACCUCCGACGGGUCUAAAUCUGGUCGGUGUCUACACCGAAAGGUUCCACGAGAGUUUUAGUCGUGUUAUAAAUUGUAAUAAGUUAAUAUUAGGGUUGUAACGGAGGCCAUUUUAACGGAAGCGGAUGCGGAGGCGAAGGGCUUCACUGCAGAAGCGGAGGUCAAUAAUAAAAUAUUAACUGUGAUUUAUUAAAGAAAUUAAUAGUAAAACUACGUUAAUCAAAAUACAGAUUGGUACAAGAUACAGUUUAUUAUGCAUAUAUAAUGUAUAAAAAUUAAAGUUAGUUGACAUAGUACGCCUGCGCGACCCGCAUUAACGAUAAUCGACCCAUUCGAGUUAAAGAUAUAAAUUAACCUCCGUUAUAACUCCGCAUAAGAAAUAACGGAAGCGGAAGCGGAUGCGGAGUCAAUAUUUCUUGCGGAAGUUCCGCACUUGCGGAAGCGGAAGCGGAGUUCCGUCACAACCCUAGUUAAUAUGUAGUAUUAAUUUAAUAUACAGAUUUGGUUAUCAUAUAUUUAUUUCUGUUAUCUGAUUUAACAAAUUCUCUACAAAAAUAUCGCUCAGAUCUUUGCUUAUCGCAAGCAAUUUUAAAUUCCUUAAUAUUUAAUUAUAUUGGUUUAUACUAUUUCUAUUUUAACUGUACUUAAAUAUUCCAAAUGAUAUUAAAUUCAGACUUCAAAAAUUAUCGAUAGAUUUUCCCAUCACUAUUAUAACCAUGUAUUUACUUAUAUUGCUACAU
Molecule: messenger RNA, 3219 nt
Organism: Papilio polytes (common Mormon)
Lineage: Eukaryota; Metazoa; Arthropoda; Insecta; Lepidoptera; Papilionidae
Gene: AhcyL1
Product: adenosylhomocysteinase 2
Exons: 11
Coding region: 314-1765 (483 amino acids)
Biological process (GO): L-methionine cycle
Cellular component (GO): cytosol
Source: RefSeq, a predicted model, not a curated record